ACGAUCCCUUCUGGCGCGGCCAUAUAGUCCCGAUCGAAGCCGACCCCAAUAAACGCAAAUCGCCGGAACCGAUUCCGAGGUUCGCCGGCACCGGCGUCGAGAUGGCGCUGCCGUGCCUUAGCGUCACCCUCUCGCGCGAUUGGUGCCACCGACGCGCUUUCCUCGCCGCUGGCCUCCGCCCUUCCGUGACCAUUCUCGCCGACGGCGCCGUCAUCCAUUGUUGGGCCCCUGCGCGCCCGGAUCCUUCUCGCCUCCCCCUCGUCCUCCUACACGGGUUCGGAGCCACCGCCAUCUGGCAAUGGUCGGGCCACCUCCGCCCCCUUCGCCGGGCCGGAUUCGACCUCUACGUGCCGGACCUCCUUUUCUUCGGCGCCUCCGAAUCGCCCAGGCCGGACCGAUCCGAGGCCUACCAAGCCCGGUGCGUCAUGGCCGCCAUGGAGGAACACGGAUUGCGGCGAUUCGGCCUUGUCGGGGUGAGCUACGGAGGGUUCGUGGCGUACCAGAUGGCGGCGAUGUUUCCGUCAGCGGUGGAGCGGGUGGUGCUCUGCUGCGCCGGCGUGUGCCUCGAGGAGCGGGAUCUUGCCGAGGGCCUCUUUGUCGUGUCCAACCUGAUUGACGCGGCAGAGAUCCUGCUUCCCCAGCGGCCGGAGAAGCUACGCCAGCUCGUCCGAUUGUCCUUUGUCCGCCCGCCGCGCAUAAUGCCCUCUUGCUUCCUCCGUGAUUACAUACAGGUGAUGUGCACAGAUUAUGCUCGAGAGAAGGUCGAGUUACUCCAUGCUUUAAUCAACGAAAGAAAACACUUGAUCCUUCCAGAGAUUACGCAGCCAACCUUGAUAGUUUGGGGUGAGCAAGAUCAAAUUUUCCCUUUGGAACUGGGUCACAGACUAAAGAGGCAUUUAGGGGAUAACGCUCAGCUCGUCGUCAUCAGCAAUGCUGGCCAUGCUGUUAAUCUCGAGAAAUCCAGAGAAUUUUGUGAGAAUAUAAUCAAAUUCUUUCAUGGUUCUGCCUACACUGAUCAGAACGGACUGAAGGUCUAGUAAAGAUUGAACUUGUUGCAUCAGAGAAGAAUCCGGAGCCCAAAAAUCUUCCCUAAUUUGUUCUUGUCGUUCUUUCUCCGUAUUUCAUGAAGAUUUUGAAGAAAGAGCUGUGGAUAAUUUUUCAUUUUAAACCUUGUAUAAAUACUCCGUUUUUAACGUUUAUUCUCCCAGGUGGAGUAUUUGGCUUCUU
This is a messenger RNA of Zingiber officinale, 1227 nucleotides long. RefSeq lists its product as uncharacterized. The transcript is spliced from 5 exons. Gene Ontology annotation, molecular function: catalytic activity. The record is from RefSeq and is a predicted model, not a curated record. Lineage: Eukaryota; Viridiplantae; Streptophyta; Magnoliopsida; Zingiberales; Zingiberaceae. Bases 102 to 1037 code for a protein of 311 amino acids.